Grammomys surdaster is the source of this 2476-nucleotide messenger RNA. It is a transcript of the gene Kif12, whose product is annotated as kinesin family member 12. Bases 294 to 2273 code for a protein of 659 amino acids. The record is from RefSeq and is a predicted model, not a curated record. Gene Ontology annotation, molecular function: microtubule binding; ATP binding; microtubule motor activity. Lineage: Eukaryota; Metazoa; Chordata; Mammalia; Rodentia; Muridae. Gene Ontology annotation, biological process: microtubule-based movement. The transcript has 18 exons.
GCUAAGGAAAGGCUAUUGGGAGAGGGAGGGUGUGGGCCAGGAGAGCUCCAUUCUUUCUCUGGCUCUGUGGCCUUAGCUGAGCCCUUCCCAUCCUUAUUUAUGUCAUUGAGACACAAGAAGAUGGUCUGGGUAAUCCUUUAGAUGUAUCCAGAGAAGACUGACCAAAAGCGAGAGAUUUUUAGACUCCAGAAUCCCCCCUAGCUAGAAUGCCCUGGCAUGGAACUUCCCCACCUCACGGGUGGGGUGAGUAAAUCUUUAACUUGCUAGCUCUGGGCAGGCUGCAGUCUUUCUGGAUGACUGACUGGGAGACUGGGGAGGGGGAUGGAUGUAAGGCGUGUCUGGAUAGUCUUGCUGUGGUGAGGGGGAGGCAUAUUAGAAAGGGAAAGGAAUCGUAUAGUACAAGACAUGGAGGAACGUGGGACUCCCGAUGGAGACCCAGCGCGGAACCUGGAGCAAGGGCUGGAAGGAACAGAAACCCCCAUUCAAGUCGUGCUCAGGUGAGCCCUCCGGGUGGAGGCCCCGACGUGGCAUUCCGCUUUGGCGCCGUACUGGACGGGGCGAGCACGCAGGAGGACGUGUUCAGAGCUUGUGGUGUGAAGCGCCUGGGCGAGCUGGCGCUGCGAGGUUUCUCCUGCACGGUUUUCACUUUUGGCCAGACUGGCUCUGGGAAGACCUACACUCUGACUGGACCUCCACCACAGGGGGAAGGGGUACCCGUGCCCCCCAACCUGGCUGGCAUCAUGCAGAGGACCUUCACCUGGCUAUUAGAUCGUGUGCAGCACCUGGAUUCCCCUGUCACCCUCCGAGCCUCCUACCUGGAGAUCUACAAUGAGCAGGUUUGGGACUUGCUGAGUCUGGGGUCUCCGCGGCCUCUGCCUGUUAGGUGGACCAAAGCACGAGGCUUCUUUGUGGAGCAGCUUCGGGUGGUGGAGUUUGGAAGUCUGGAGGGUUUGAUGGAGCUCCUGCAGAUGGGUCUCAGCCGUCGUCGGAGCUCCUCACAUACCUUGAACCAGGCCUCCAGCAGAAGCCAUGCCCUUCUCACACUGCACAUCAGCCGCUCAACUUCUCAGCAGGUACCCCCUGUAGACCUUGGGGAGCCCCCUGUUGGAGGAAAGCUGUGCUUCGUGGACCUUGCAGGCAGUGAGAAGGUGGCAGCCACAGGAUCCCGAGGACAGCUGAUGCUUGAGGCCAAUAGUAUUAACCGCAGCCUACUGGCAUUGGGCCACUGCAUCUCCCUGCUAUUGGACCCACAGAAGAAGCAGAGCCACAUUCCCUUCCGGGACAGCAAGCUCACCAAGCUCCUGGCAGACUCACUUGGGGGCCGUGGGGUCACGCUCAUGGUUGCCUGCGUGUCCCCUUCAGCGCAGUGCCUUCCUGAGACACUCAGCACUCUGCGAUAUGCAAGCCGAGCUCAGAGGAUCACCACCCGGCCACAAGGUCCCAAGUCCCCUGGAGCAAAGCCACCCCAGCAAGUAGAGGCUGAGCUGCUACAGCUCCAAGAGGAGAACCGUCAUCUGCGGCUCCAGCUGGAUCAAAUGCACACCAGGGCAUCAGGGGCCCAUGGAGCCCGGGUGGCCUGGGCCCAGCGGAACCUCUAUGGGAUGCUGCAGGAGUUUAUGCUUGAGAAUGAGAAUCUCAGGAAGGAAAUGAGACAGCUGCAGAGUAGCCGGGACCUGGCCCGGGCAGAGCAGCGUGUUCUGGCCCAGCAGGUCCAUGAACUGGAGAGGCGCCUCUUUUUGGCUUGUUCCCUUCCCCAGCAGGGCUCUACCCCCAUGUGCCCCUGCAGGAUGGCUCCAGCCGCCUCCUGCCAUGGACUGCCACCCCUCUGCUACUGCCAUCACCUCUGUCCUCUGUGCCGAGUGUCCUUGGCCCACUGGGCCUGCCCACGGAGAGAGUACCACAUGCCACAGCAGGUGCUGGAGCCCGAAGCCCCAGGUCACAUGUCUCCGUCUGUGCGGCCCCCACACUGGGCACCUCCGCCAAGCCCAGGCUCUGCCAAGCCCCCCCGAGAGAGAAGCCAUAGUGACUGGACCCAGACACGAGUCCUAGCAGAGAUGCUGACGGGAGAGGAAGUGGUACCCUCUGCACCACCCCUGCCUGCAGAGCCCUCGAACAUGCCACAUGUGCUAAGAGGAGGAUCUGGGAUCCCAAACCUGACCCAGAGGCUGGAAACCCUCACACAUCAUAUCAGCAGCUCCCUGAAUCUCGGCCAGAGACAACCACAGCCCAGCGACGACACACAGGGCCCUGGCCAAGGCCUCUCUUCUUAUUAAAGAUUGCCAGACUGGCUGUGCCCAUGGAGCCUCCAUCUCUCUGUUUGUGAAUUGGAAAGAAAUGUUGCUGGGCAGACCUGGGGAAUCCUAAGGAGGUAGAGGGCCCAUGAACCCAGACCUUGAACCUGAGGCUGGCUUUACAAUAUGCUGACAGUGGGUGGGGAAAUCUGAAUAAAGAGAGACGUCAGCUCUAAUCUAGUAAA